AUGAGCGGUGUCCGAGACAGAUCCACUUUAGACAGAGCCACAAACUGCUCUCCCACAUUCCCCAGAGACACUACCAGAGGCUCACAGUCCUCCAGCAGCGACCGCCACAUCCUCUGGUUCCUUUCCACGGACUGGAAGGCUCUACGCAGGGCAUGGUGCAGCGGGACAUUUAGACCCCGGGCUGUGAUUGGUCGAGAGGUGGUGGAUUAUGAUUGGCUGCUUUCUCGCUUUGAGAAGAAAACACGGAUAAAUAUGGCUCCCAGGAAGAGGACGACAAAGCAGCCAAAAAACAACCCCAGGACGGCAAAACUGGAAGCUUUCCUUGAUGACUUUGACAGUGAAGUGAAAACACGUGUGGUGCAGAUGAAGGGGAAGCUGAGUCAGCUGCUGAAGGAGGUGGACACAGGAUACAACAUGGCUCUCAUCAAACUGCCCAAAGCCAUAAGGCAACUCAACUGGAUCCAGUAUUUCAACGCAGAGAAACCCAAGUCUCCAGAAGUUGACCACAAGAAGACUAACCUUGAACUCACUGCUCUUUGA
Molecule: messenger RNA, 540 nt
Organism: Knipowitschia caucasica
Lineage: Eukaryota; Metazoa; Chordata; Actinopteri; Gobiiformes; Gobiidae
Source: the annotation of a GenBank genome assembly